Messenger RNA from Annulohypoxylon truncatum, 1947 nucleotides. RefSeq lists its product as uncharacterized. Gene Ontology annotation, cellular component: cytoplasm; nuclear pore. Gene Ontology annotation, molecular function: GTPase activator activity. The coding region runs from base 539 to 1273 and encodes 244 amino acids. Lineage: Eukaryota; Fungi; Ascomycota; Sordariomycetes; Xylariales; Hypoxylaceae. Gene Ontology annotation, biological process: nucleocytoplasmic transport. The transcript has 5 exons. The record is from RefSeq and is a predicted model, not a curated record.
GAGGGGCAAUUCCUGCCAAUUCCCCACCCCCUCGUUUGGUUUGUUAUUUGACUUGGGAACUAUCACAACCGCAACUUUUCGCAAUAAUUUCAACCUAAUACCACAUACUACCACAUACUUCUACCCAAUCUUCUUGUUCCUUUUCGUACAUUAACAAAGUUCGGUACGUGUGGUUUUACACAUCAUCUACCUGCAUACUCCCUUUUGCAUCAAAUUACCUGCAUCGUUCUAGAUCUGGGUGCAUCACGUAGGUACCAUACUCACUGAUCCACGUCGUGUUUGGAGUCACCAAGUCUUGGAGGUUUGUUGUGGCGGUGGGGUGGCAUUUGCGAAUACCUUUUGUUUUUUUUAUCUUUAUUAUUUUUUUUCCUGUUCUCUUUACGUCCAUUCUCUAGUUGGUCAAGUGCGCUUCCCUACACUUCUACGCUUGUUCGUCUUGCGUAGCCUAGCUAUUUACGUUGCAUACCAACCUGUCGAAAUUCAUCGGCAUUUUUCCUAGAUAAUACGGCCUAACCCUAGGCUACAUCAGUAUCACAACAUGAGCUCCACCGAGAAUACCGAACCCAAGCCGGCCGAGGCGACUGAGGGCAAGCCUCUUACCUCCUCAUCUGUCUUCUCCAUGUUUGGCGGCGGCGCAAAGAAGGAGAAGAAGGACGAAGAUGAGGAUCGUGGCGAUGUUUCCGGUAGUGCCAAGGCCCAGCGAGAGGCCGCUGCCGCUGCUAAAGGUGAUGACGAAGAGGAACCCCCCGAGUCAGAAGAUGUCCACUUCGAGCCCGUCCUCAAGCUCACCGAAAAGAUCAAGACUGUGACUCACGAGGAAUCCGAGGAGGAGAUUUUCAACAUGCGAUGCAAGAUGUUCAAGUUCACCCAAGACGCCGAAGGAAAAGGUGAAUGGAAAGAGCGUGGCACCGGCCCUCUCCGUCUGUUAAAACACAAGGAGAACGGCAAGAUUCGUUUGGUCAUGCGACGAGACAAGACCCUCAAGGUCUGCGCGAACCACUACAUUACUCCCGACAUGACAAUUGCUCCCAUGUCUACUAGCGACCGGGCCUGGCUCUGGAACGUUGGCGCCGAUGUUAGCGAGGGCGAGCCUGAGGCUAUCACCGUCUCUGUCCGCGUAGCCAAUGCUGAGAAUGCCCAGCUGUUUAAAGAAGCCUGGCUCAAGGCCCAGAAAGAAAACGAGGCUCGGUUUGCUGAGGCUAAAGCAGAUGAGGAUAAAGAGGAGGAAUCCAAGACCGAGGAGAAGAAGGAGGAGCCUGCCGCAUCCUCGUAAUGGGUAGCGCCUAUGGCGUGAAAGGUGGUUUAAACCGCCCAUUUUACCGUGGUGGCUUAGAAUCACGAUGCCACUAUGUUGCCCUACGCAGUGGAUGUGUCGAGUGACCGUCAUUCUCCUACAGCGAAUGGUUUGGAAAUAUUAGCUCUCGUGAGGGACUUCACAGAACGGUGGUGGCCGAUAAUGAUGACGAGAAGAGAGAAGAAAGACGAUUAGAUAGUCCAAGGAAGGAUCAAACAACAACAACAACAACCCAUAGUCACGGCAUCUUUGUCCCUUGCGAAACACUUCACGAUGAAUACAACCCCGAUCCUCCCAAAAACACAGUUCUGAUAUUGCCAAUAGAAAUGGUGGUAGGAAGUCUAGUGUAGAGCUACCUAUCUACCUGUGUUUGGGCUAGAUCUUUCAAGAUUGCAAACACACGUACAACUUUGACAGAGUAACUACCUAGCUAGACUCCUUCUGUGGUGCGGGCUGUGGCGGUAUGUGAAGGAAUGGAGAUCCAUAACAGCACGAAUUCGAUUCACUGCAGCAUUUGAAUUUUGAACCGCUGAAAUAUAUGUGAACACUGUGUAUACCUUAUAAGUACGAAUCCUAGGUAGGUACUUAGGUAUUGAAAGAAGUUGUGCCCCGUAGGUACGUAGUAGACAUGUACCCAAAUUAGAAUGGAAGGA